AAUUUCAAGAUGAGUGCUGAUGACUUUGACGCCGCUGUUAAAUAUGUGUCUAACACUACUACCAUGAUGGCGUCUAAUGACGACAAGUUAUGUUUUUACAAGUACUACAAGCAGGCCACUGUAGGUGAUUGCAACAAGCCGAAGCCUGGCAUGCUACAGCUUCAGGAGAAGUACAAGUGGGAGGCUUGGAAUGCUCUGCGUGGCAUGUCGACGGAGUCUGCCAAGGAGGCGUAUGUAAAAUUGCUUGACACAUUAGCUCCAUCCUGGAGGAAUUGAUUUAUACUGUCGCGUUACCACUGCAAAAAGCGCCAAGAAUGUAGCUUGGUUUAUAUUGCGAAAUAACUAUGUUGAUUGAUAUGUCGUUUUCAUAAUGUAAGGUGUUGACUCAUUCCGGUGGGAACAAAACACCUACAAAUUGACACGAUUACUUUUGUAUAUAUACUACACUC
Babesia bovis T2Bo is the source of this 449-nucleotide messenger RNA. Its product is annotated as putative Acyl-CoA-binding protein. The coding region runs from base 10 to 276 and encodes 88 amino acids. Gene Ontology annotation, biological process: fatty acid metabolic process. Gene Ontology annotation, molecular function: fatty-acyl-CoA binding. NCBI's taxonomy places the organism in Eukaryota, Apicomplexa, Aconoidasida, Piroplasmida, Babesiidae. The transcript has a single exon. The record is from RefSeq and is a predicted model, not a curated record.